This is a messenger RNA of Cylindrotheca closterium, 287 nucleotides long. NCBI's taxonomy places the organism in Eukaryota, Bacillariophyta, Bacillariophyceae, Bacillariales, Bacillariaceae. The record is from the annotation of a GenBank genome assembly.
AUGGUACUAUCCAAAGAGGAUGCUGCUGCAAAGGUAAAGAGCCUCAUGAAUCGAGGAGCAGGCGACGAUCUUGCAACUGGACCGAUGCCUGGUGCGCGUGCGGAAUCUCGUGGAUCUGCAGCCAAUACCAAAGACUCCAAAACUUCUGGAAAGGAAAAUACCAGCAAGAAAGUGGAAGAUGAGUCCAAGGUGCCGGACAGUGCCGAUGAUGUUGACCAUACGGCUGUGGUAGAACCAUUCCAAGCACGAAAGAAAAAUCGAUCUAGCAACAGAAGAAGUCAACAAGA